Molecule: messenger RNA, 1506 nt
Organism: Diabrotica balteata
Lineage: Eukaryota; Metazoa; Arthropoda; Insecta; Coleoptera; Chrysomelidae
Source: the annotation of a GenBank genome assembly
AUGACUGAUAUUACCAUAGAAGAUUUCUGUGUCGGCAACUUGCAAGAAACGCCGCUAUCACUAUUCAUUCAGCUAAUUAGUACAUUAGUAGUCGCUAAAUGCUCUUUAGGAUCAGAUAUUGACUAUCCAGAUGAUUACGGAAUGAAACUACAAAAUGGACAUGAGUUUGAUUUCAUUAUUAUUGGUGCAGGAUCUGGGGGAUCAGUACUAGCUAACAAAUUAACAGAAAACAAAAAUUGGAAAGUGCUGGUCCUAGAAGCUGGUGGAAUUCCCUCUGAUACUAGUGACAUUCCUUUUCUUUCUUUUAAUGUACAAGGAACUUCCAAUGAUUGGCAAUAUACAACUCAAGCAACAAAUAGCUCAUGUUUGGGUUUCACAAACAGACAAUAUGAUCCCAUUACACUUUCGUUAAAAGAAGGCUAUAAUAACCUCAGUAUUCCUUACCACGAAGAGCAGGACCCAAAAAAGAUAAUAGGAAUCUUAGAAGCUCCAUUAUGUAUUCAAUCUGGCACGAGAGCCAACAGUGGUAAAACUAUAUUAGGAACGAUUCGGCAAAGACAGAACCUGUUUGUUAGUAGACACACUGUGGUAGACAAAAUUCUAAUAAACCCAGAAAAUAUGGCAGUCUCUGAAGUGCGAGUAAGAAUUGGACUUCAAACUUUGUUAAUAAAAGCUCGCAAAGAAGUGAUUCUUUCAGCCGGUUCUAUCAACUCUCCGCAGAUACUAAUGCUUUCUGGAAUUGGUCCAAAAGAUCAUUUAAAACAGCAUAAUAUUUCACUAAUAAAGAAUCUUCCUGUUGGAGAAAAUCUACAAGAUCAUUUAUUCUUUACUGGUUUUAGUGUUAAACUAGAUUUAAACGCUCUUUUACCAAGGGAUCCUAUUGACAUUGUCUACGAAUACUUUAAGCACCGCAAUGGCUUGUUAAGUACCGCUGGUAUUGCAAAUUUCAUAUCGUUUAUCAACACAAAAAACGAUUCUGACAUUCCGAACGUUUCUUAUCGUCACAUAAUAUUUCCCGCCAGUGAUGAUAUUCUCCUUCCUGCUGUAACCAAGGCUUUUGGUAUGGAAGACGAUGUUGUCAAAGCUAUGGAGAAAGCAAAUAAAUACGAUCCGGUAAUGAUGAUACUACCUAGUAUUGUAAAUCCAAAAUCUAGAGGCAAAGUUCUUCUGCAAAGUAACAAUAUUGACGAUAAGCCUUUAAUAUAUCCGGGAUACAUGACAGAUACUGGUGAGGAGGAUAUUCAAAACUUAUUGGAUGGUAUAAGGCACUUAUCAACAACGUUUGGCGACCUUACUAGUACUUGUGCAAUGGGUCCCAAAGACGAUGGCAAGUCAGUGGUAGAUUCCAAUCUGAAGGUGCAUGGUAUUAAGAACUUAAGAGUUGUUGAUGCUAGUGUUAUACCGUCCAUAGUCAGCAGUGGGACCCAAGCGACUACAAUGAUGAUUGGAUACAAAGCGGCUCUGAUGAUAAAAAAGGACUGGUCUGUACAACACGAAGAACUAUAA